Mytilus californianus (California mussel) is the source of this 2631-nucleotide messenger RNA. RefSeq lists its product as uncharacterized. Gene Ontology annotation, biological process: glucan catabolic process. Bases 120 to 1193 code for a protein of 357 amino acids. Gene Ontology annotation, molecular function: beta-glucosidase activity. The record is from RefSeq and is a predicted model, not a curated record. Gene Ontology annotation, cellular component: extracellular region; cell surface. The transcript is spliced from 2 exons. NCBI's taxonomy places the organism in Eukaryota, Metazoa, Mollusca, Bivalvia, Mytilida, Mytilidae.
ACUGCAGCGUCCUAUCUCAUUCCAGUAGUUGUCAACGUCAACAGUGGGUCUCUAUUUGAGUGGGAAAUUAUUUACAGCAAGUUCUAAUCGUUUGCAAAGCACCAAAAAAAUCCGUUAUAAUGUUACAUAAACAUCCUAAGAUGAUGACAAUCGUGGUAUUAAUUGGCAUAUGUGCAUGCUGUUUUAAAGAUUCUUUAGCCAGACAUAACCCAUAUACACCAACUCAAUAUCAGAAAAAGAUUGCUCAAGGAUUUUCCACGAACUAUUUCAAAACCCUCAAUUUCGAUAAGUACAACAAGAAAAACUUAGAUGAUGUUUACGAACGAGGUUUCCGUAAUUUACGAUUACGAUGUAGAGCAGAUCUUGAUAAUUUGAACAUGGCUGUCUUUUUAAACAAUUUAGAAACUGUCGUGGACGAUUGUCUUGCUACGAACAUUGCUCCAAUAGUUUCUUGGAUCCAUCACGAUGCCGAAGCUUUCGCUACUGAAUCACAUCGAACAAAAUAUUUGGAGUGGUGGACUAGUGUUGCUGAAAAGUUGAAAGAUAAAGACUACAGACUUUCAUUCAAUCUAUUUACAGAACUUGGAGUUGACUUAUGUGAAAAUGCAUGCGCAGAAAGUCUUAGAGAAAACACAGCAAAAUACAACGAUUGGACAUCUGCUGUCGUAAAAAAGAUAAGAGAAUCUGGCGGAAAAAAUGCUAAAAGGAUCGUUAUUCUAGGUUCUCCUAAAAAAACUGCAAAAGGGUUAGAAGAAAUAGACCAAAACAUUUAUAAAAACGAUCAUUAUAUGAUGGCAGAGUGGCAUAUCUAUGCAUCCGGACCAAAUAAAAAACUAAUAAACGACGGAAAUCCAGGUCAAAAAUAUUGGGCUGGUACUGGAGACAAUUUUGGAAAAAGCAAUAUCAUGACUGCAAUUGGAUAUGCCAACUAUUUUACAUCAUUUUACAAUUUGACCACUUAUCUUGGUGCUUGGAUGCCACAAGCUAAUGAAUUCGGGGACUUGAAUCAAACGGAAAUCAUUAAUUUUGGAAAAUAUUUUGUCCAAGUAGUCAAACCGAUCCCUUGGUCCAUGAAUGUUCUUGAUAUAUACUACGAUACAAAGAACAGCAAUUGGAUAUUGAAUGAACAGGUUAUCAAAGGUCAGACAUUAAAUAUGUCACGAGUUCUGGAUGACAUUAUAUCGGUUAUGUAAUGAAUUCAAAGAGACAUUCCUUCUUCCAUGGUAUUUACAUGCUCAUAUGAGCACUGAAGACAUUCAUAAUAAUUAAAUCAUUUAUUCCAUAUUCAAUAACUUUCCGAGGAAAAUUUAUAAUACUGCUAAGAAAUGAAGUUCCUAGUGACAUAUCAUACUGAACAAAUAAACUAGAAACACGAAGUGUGCAGUAUUUUUGAAAAGCAGAAAUUUUAAAAAAGAAAAUUAAGGUACUUCAAACGUUCUGCAAUUUUUAUAAACAAAUAAAAACGUUUAUUGUAUCCACUAAAAGAAAGUUAAAAGUCAUCAGUGACGUCAUAAAAUUAAAAAUUGUACAUGUUAGUUGUCUCUAUAUUGAAGAGUGUCUUUGAUAUAUUAUGAGGUUUUCUAACCCAGAGUUUUUCUUAUAUGAUUCAAUAUUAUUUCUCUUUUUUCUUAUUUGCUGUUUUGUCAUAUGAUUUAGAUUAGUUUUACUUGGUGUUUUCUGAUGCAGUAUUUUUCUCAUGUAGAUUCAUAUAUUUUAACUUCUCUCAUGUAUCAGCUUUAUUUCCAUAAUGUCAACGAAUAUAUUUUCGUAUCAUAUAAUGGAGUGCGGGUUUUUUUACUGCGAAAGAACAUUCAUUCUUGGGGUACCAAUUUUUGUGGUUUUCGUGGAUGGCUUUAUCCACGAAUUUAAAUGUCCAACGUAAUAUAACAACUGUUGUUUUAUUCCAGACAUUUAAAGAUCCCCAUGUAGGUUCGACUACAUGGAUUCUUUCAUAUUAGCCAACGCAAUAUGAACUAAAUAUACACUUUUUGUACAACUUCAGACCGGAUUUUACACAUUUAAUCUUUGAAAAUCUAAAAUGUACGUCUGCUAACCUUUUAAUUCUCUUUGAGUUCUACAAUUCAAAGUACAUUUGAAGAAUUAUCUUAUAUGUAACCGUUUUCGUUAGUGACAUGUUCAUGGCCCAGUUAAUACCUUUGAUGACCGUAAACAUGUUCAUCAUUCAUUCGGGAGAUAAUAUGUGUCAUAUAUAACUUCUGAACUGUUUACGCUGUAUUUUCCUUCAAUCGAGACAAUUUUUAAGCAUAGAUGAAUCAGCUUAUUUCCAAAAGCUGUUAGAAAUGAAAGAAAACAAGUGAGUGAAAACGAACACUUUAUUUUACAAUGUCCAACAAAUCAUUAUAAAACAACAUAUGAUUAAUAUGAUUAAUAUCACGAAUAUUCCUUUUUGCAGUCCUCAAAUUCGUCCAUUCAUUGUUUUUUUUUCUUCAAGAAACUAAAAUCGAACAUUUAAAAACCUACGAACAGGUUACUUUUUAGCUGUAAACAGGGGAAUUGAUACCCACGAAUAAAAUUUCUUUCACAGUAAUGUUAUUUUCCUACAUAUUAUUACUUACUUUUUAAACGUGUAUUUGGUUACCAUGUGGUUAAUAAAUAAAGGCAACAGUAGUA